Pseudophryne corroboree (corroboree frog) is the source of this 4263-nucleotide messenger RNA. RefSeq lists its product as uncharacterized. Bases 310 to 1152 code for a protein of 280 amino acids. The record is from RefSeq and is a predicted model, not a curated record. The transcript has 9 exons. Lineage: Eukaryota; Metazoa; Chordata; Amphibia; Anura; Myobatrachidae.
AGGGACACACCCCGGCGCCGCCAUGUUCCCCGUCCGGCAGCGCUUAGUUUCGGUUUCGGUUUCGGUGUGAGCGGUCUGUCUCCGGUACAUCCCCCGGCUCCUCCUCUCCGUGUCCCCGCACUGCUGCCCGCCACCGCCCGGGGAGACAUGAUCCGCAGCGGCCUCCUGAUCCUGCUCACCCGCUGCGCCCUGUGCUGGGAUGUGGCUCUGCUCAUCUUACCUGCAGAUGUGUUGCGAGUGUGGAUGUGCCGCUAUUACCACUUCACGUCCCGGCUGUGAUCUGUUCGUGGGAACGCUCGCACCCAUGCCAUGCUGUGGAUCACAGCGCAAACUCAGAUAAAAUAUGCCGUCACGGGAAGUGACGUAACGCUGCAAGCCGGAUUAUCUGGAACCCCCAAGGAAAUUAGCUGGACAUUUAAUGGCAAUAAAAUUGUGGACUUACACGUGUCCUAUCCACCGGAUUUUUAUAGUAAUUGGGCUGAGAGAGUGGAAGCGGAUCUCACGUCCGGACGUCUGACUAUAAGAAACGCGUCUGCAGAGGAUUCCGGGACGUACAAUGCAGACGUCAUCGUUACUCUGAGUGUCAUCACACCCACAACGUUCUCUCUGCGUGUGCUAGAUGGUGCUGUUAAGCCCAAUAUCACUUUUUCCAGCGUCGGGAACAAUUUCACACUGCAAUGUAUCUGCCGCACUCCUGGUGUGACGUAUGAAUGGCGGAACAGCACCAACGCAGUUGUGUCUAAAGGACAGAACUACACAGUGACCAGGGACCCUGGGGCUGAGGAGGAGACAGUCACUUGUGUCGUAAGGAACCCGGCCUCUGAGAAUAACGAGACCUAUACAUUUCCCCCUAUAGCAGGCAACUCAAGAGGCCAUGUGAUUGGUUGGAUUUUUGCUGGAAUCUGUGUAGUCGGCAUUGGAAUUGGAAUAUUCCUUGUAUAUUAUUUCUCAAAAAAAAAACGUGGAGCUCCGAAUCGUGUAGAAAAUGGUGAACGAGCACAGCAGGGUGAAGGACCACGUGAGGAUGGGAAACGUGAUGAACAACCGCAGGAACGAAACCCUAUGUUGGGCGGAGAUGAUGACGGGAUGAAUCGUGAUAUUCCGGGACAGGAUGCGCAGACCAACACUAAGGACUCGACGGGUGAGAUAUAGAUUUCUGAUCUCCGACAUUCAGUUUCCCGUCUCCUGGAGGAGGAAUCUCUGGCCUUAAUAAGCGCAGUCCGGGGACGUAAUUCUCCGCCGGCACCCGGCUGUGGAGAUCCGAUGUGUCAUGAAGUUUUUAUCUGAUGCCUAAUUGGAGGCAGCAGAUGGACCCUGCUGCUUUUUCUUGCGCUCAAAGUAUUGCCCUUAUAACCAGUCACGCGCCUCUGUACGGGGCGCACGCCUAAAGCCUAAAUAUCAAACUCUGACAGGUAUUUUUUUAACCUUUUUUAUAUUCCGCAACUUUUUUUAAAUAUUUUUAUUUUUGCAUUUUAUAUGCUGUCUGGAUCAUGUGUAGGGUGUGAAGUGUAUGGUCAGUGUACUGACAUGUAUACAUCCAGCCACGGGAACGCCAAUUAUGUAACUCCUCCGGGUGGUCUUUCUCUCGCUGACUGUAUACUCCGAACCAUGAAGAAAUUAUAUACGUAUUUAAAACAUGCGAAAUGCAGCAGCCUCCAGUUCAGAACCUGCGAUCGGAGCUGAUGACAGGAUGGCAGAGCCUCAAUGGCUGGAACACGCAGUCGGUGUCCUGGAACACGUAGGCGGUGUCCUGGAACACGUAGGCGGUGUCCUGGAACACGUAGGCGGUGUCCUGGAACUCGCAGCCGGUGUCCUGGAACUCGCAGCCGGUGUCCUGGAACUCGCAGCCGGUGUCCUGGAACUCGCAGCCGGUGUCCUGGAACUCGCAGCCGGUGUCCUGGAACUCGCAGCCGGUGUCCUGGAACUCGCAGCCGGUGUCCUGGAACACGCAGCCUCUGUGACUAUGUGGAGAGUGUCAGCUCCUGGAAUCACUGCUAUUUCUGUGUCUGAUAUUGCACAGUGUCUAUUACAGAGUAUUAGGGUCACUCCGAGCUGCUCCUGGAAUGUGCGAUGUCCUGGGAGGGAGAACGUUCCUCAGUCCGGAUCUGGACAAGAAGCUAAAUGUGAAAUAUAGUUGUGUAUUGGAAUGUAGAGAUAUUUAUUUUCUGCAGAUGUAUGGACACUGUGACCAGUAUUCUAUUAGAAGAGGAAAUAGUUCCUGAGUGCGAGCAGAUCACUGGCCAGAGACUCCGCGGCUCGUUCUGCGUCACACGCAGAUCCGGACGCGGAUGCUUUUCUGAAUGCCAGUGUGACUAUGUACACACCAUACUGUGUACAUAUCACAUUCCACUUCCUCAGUAUGCGAUAGCAGCCGUCGUCAUCAGCGCUGUUAAAGUAAUGUACUUUGUCGCAAAUAAGGUAAUCCAAUCCGAUCGUGUGGUUCCCACGCACAAAGAGCGAUUUAUCCCAUAAUAUAAAGCAUAAGUACCGCCAAUACAAUCCGCAGGCACGCUGACAGCGCUGUCCCAGGCUUAUAUACAGAGCGCUCUGCCUUCAGGGACACAGGUCACAGUUUUAUACAUGAACAAGACUGUGACAUCACAACUGUGAACAGGUCAUCAUUCAUAGGGUGAAAGGUCAGGACAUCCCAAGUACUCUGCGUCCCAUAGGUCACUUCUUCUGGUCUUGUUCCCCUGAAGAGAGUCUUUGUCCCACCACAUGUAUACCCUCAGCGUCCCGCAGAUAUGAACCUGUGUCGUCUAGCUAGGAAAUGCUACUAAUCUACAGUUUAUACAUCAGAACUUCAUAUCCGUCAUGUUUCAUAGCCACCUGUUCACCUCCACACACCCUCCGGAUACAUCCUGCUGAGAUACGGAACAGAACAAUCUACAUAGUACAUAGGGCCUCAUUCAGUGAGGAUUGCAGUUCCUGCUAAAAAAACGGUUCUGCAAUCAAAUAGUUGUCGGCCAGAAACAGAGAGAGAAUGGCCAUCAUAAAAACUGCGAAUGCAUCGCAACAUGCGGGCUGAUCGCAAAAUCAUACGCAAUUACUGGAACAUUGAAGGUUUUUCCUAUCUGCGCCAGGCAAGGUCGUCCUCAAUUUUUGCUAAACAAGAGGCUGAAAGUGGUCAUCGCUGACGUCAUAGGCCCUCCUGAAAUGCUUGGACACGCCUGCGUUUUUUCAGACACACCCAGAAAACAGCGGGUUUUCGCCCAGAAACACCGGCUUCCUGUCACUCAAACUGAUUCAUUAAGGUUUGCAAAUGCAAAGCUGCUCGCAGUCUUUAGCAAUAGGAAUGCAGAAGGAGGAACAUUCCACCUCCUGCCUGCAUGCCACCUCCUGCCUCCAUACCACCUCCUUCCUGCAUUUGCUAUGUGAUCGCAUCUCAGAUGGUCGCAAUGUUCACCUGCAGUGGCAGGCUGAGCUAGCUUCAGCUUACUCAGCCCUGCCAUCGCUGUGCGGCUUGCGGGGCCAAGGUAACUGCAUCUCACAACGCAGACCUUGGCCUUGCCACUCCCGGACAGAGGGGGCUCACGCCCCUCUUUUCCCCAACGCCGGCCGCCCCCGUCCCUCCCCGCGAACACCUUUACCGCUCAAUCAGCCAGAGUUUGCUUUUUGAAAAAGAGAUCGCAGGACGUGUUCUGCACAUGCGCAGUACCAGAACAUCGGCAAAAUGCAGUAAGGAUUACUUUUGCAAAUCAUUAUUGAAUUAGGCCCCGAGUACACAAAUCCCUUUCCAGAUAGUACACAGUGUGUGUACUAAAUCCUAAAAUAGUCUUUAUUACUUUUAGUUGCUAAUCCCUUUUAAAUGCACCAAUGUUAUAAUACUGUAUUUACAAGCCACAAUUCAUUAAUUAAGUCACCAUUAUUAAUCUUAAUAUAACUGGUGACCUGUAUUAAAUAUGCAAAUAAUCUGCAAUCGCAUGCGACCAAACCGCAGACAGUCAUGCUGAGCGACUUGUGAGCUGUGUAAAGCAAUGCCUUUAUCCAGUGUAAUCACUUUUUGUACACACACAGGCGCUCGAAAAAGGUCAAUAAAAUGAACACCUCCACGUGCGUCUGUGUUUGCACAAUUUCCGGGCGCACAAAUAAAUUAUAUCUACAAUUAUCCUAAUUAAUCAAUCCCAAUACACUGUACUGAUCACCAACCAUUAGAACAAGCUGCUCCCACUUAAUAGUCUGAAGUAAACUAUAAUUGUGGAACAAUUCAAUUUCUAUAGAGAGCGCAUAUAUUCCAAUAAUAUUUAUUAUAUAGAAGUUAUU